Trypanosoma grayi is the source of this 1635-nucleotide messenger RNA. RefSeq names its product acyl transferase-like protein. The transcript has a single exon. Gene Ontology annotation, biological process: fatty acid biosynthetic process. Gene Ontology annotation, cellular component: fatty acid synthase complex. Lineage: Eukaryota; Euglenozoa; Kinetoplastea; Trypanosomatida; Trypanosomatidae. The record is from RefSeq and is a predicted model, not a curated record. Gene Ontology annotation, molecular function: fatty acid synthase activity; [acyl-carrier-protein] S-malonyltransferase activity. The coding region runs from base 1 to 1635 and encodes 544 amino acids.
AUGAGACGCGCGUUAGUUUUCUCGGGCCAGGGGUCUCACCGUCAGGGUAUGUCAAUGGAGUACCUGCGAGUGCCUGAGGCUGCACGUCUCUGGGAGCGCAUGAAGGGGCGAAUGGAGCAGAAUUAUGGCGUCUCGCUACAGGAGAUCAUCACAGAGAACCCGAAGAAGAUACACACAUAUGAUGAUGCACUUGAUGUGGGUGCGAUUUGUCAACGGAGUUGCCGAGAGGAAUGCAACUCGGCUGAGUCUACCCCGCGGCGAAAGGCGAUAUCACACCCGCAAGGUGUCAUGUCGCUAACGUAUCUAACACAGCCAUGCAUGUUGGCGGCGCACAUGACGGCGCUGGAGUACCUCCGUGUGACACGUGGGUAUGCCGCUGAGACCGCCGCUGUCGUUGCCGGGCACAGCCUCGGAGAGUAUUCGGGGCUAUGCGCGUUGGGUGUCUUUCCUCCUGAGGUUGCCGUCGACCUUGUAUACAAGCGCGGUGUGCUGAUGGAGGAUGCCCUUGAGCAGUUCUCUAUGAACCGCGAAAACUACGUCAUGUACGCCUGUCACCCGGGGAGGGCAAGGUUGCAAGAUGAGGAUCUUGACGUUGCGGUGGAUCGGUUUCAUGUUUUUGUGGAGCUCAUUGCACGAUCUCUUGCCACAACAACAUCAUUCAUAGAAGUUGUGAACUAUAAUAUUGAACACGAACAGUAUGUAGUGGCAGGAGAUCGGGUUGGGCUGUCCGCGCUUGGAAAAUGUCUGGAUCCGCAAUUUCGUGCGAGCAUAUGUGGUCCAUCCGCUAGUCUUGACCACAUUGCUCGCACCGCGGUGGCAUCUGUGUGGCAGGACAAACAGGAUGGGAUCACAAUGCACCCCAACAAGGGACCAGAGCCGGAUUUCGUGACAUCUGCCGUGCGCAAGUACGGCAUACGAUCGACGUUUCGCCGGUUUAUGCGGGGCCCUGACGACGGGUACACGCCGUCGCUGGAGGAGCUGACACACCUGACACUGCAGGAGGAUGGUCGAAGCGGGCUUAAGAAAAAGUCGUGGUUCGUCCCGCUUCCAGUAGAUGUCCCGUUCCACAGUAGCCGUCUUCGUCGGGCGAUGGAUUUAUUUCUGCCGGUUGUGCGCGAUGCUCUGCCGGAGGAAUCUGCACUGCGUUCUGUGUUUGGUCUGCAGGGCGAUUCACAUGGCAAAGCCGGUGGGUCUUCUGCGGCAUCGACCGAAGAAGAGAAUCGACCCAUAUGGUUGACAAACCUCACAGGCACUGCGUUUCGUCCCUUCGACGCCAAUUUCCAGCGUGACGCACUGGAAAUGAUGGAGUCAAUGAACGUGGGUGAGGUGCGGCACCACGGUCGAUACCAGACAGACCUUGUUGCGAAUGCCUUCAAGACUGGUGUGAAGGAAGGAAGCGUGCGUGAAAUGUGUGCUGCCCUUCUGGCCGCUCAGCUGGCGCAUCCAGUGCAGUGGAUCGACUUGAUGGACGCCGCUGUCAUUGGCGCAGGCGUUCGUGAGGUUCACGAAAUUGCACCUGUGAGAACAACAGCCGAUAUGUUUAGGCGCACUCUCUUCCGCGAGGCGGGUAGUCGUGUGGGAACCACAUUGGAUGUGGUAACGCGUUGCCUCCCUGCAGAGGAGCGUUUCCUGUAA